Messenger RNA from Neocloeon triangulifer, 3952 nucleotides. RefSeq names its product rho guanine nucleotide exchange factor 26-like. Bases 182 to 3334 code for a protein of 1050 amino acids. Gene Ontology annotation, molecular function: guanyl-nucleotide exchange factor activity; protein binding. Gene Ontology annotation, biological process: activation of GTPase activity. The transcript has 18 exons. The record is from RefSeq and is a predicted model, not a curated record. Lineage: Eukaryota; Metazoa; Arthropoda; Insecta; Ephemeroptera; Baetidae.
UGCAAAAAUUGAUAAUAAAUAAAAAGGGAAUAUUAAUACAUAGCAAAUUUAAUAAUCUCUGCCAUUGCCUACUUAUAAGUGUCUUGCCUAAUUCGAGGUUUUCCACAGCAUUGAUGAGCUGUUGCAACAUUCAGAUGCACAAAACUUGUAUUAUUCAAGUUACGAAUCACCUACGCUGACAAUGAUUCUAACAAGCGGCUGGUUCGAAGUGACAGAUUCGUUAAGCAAACAGGUGAAAACCCGCUGGUGCAUUGUCGAAAAUGGAGUUCUGUGGAUGUUCAAGAAACCUGGAUCAUCCGAGGGCAAGGACGGUCUGCCUCUUCACGACGCCGUGGUCGGCGAAUGCAACCCACCAGUCCAUCUGCAACUGGCCAUCAGGUGUCGAAGGUCAGGUCGCGUGUUGGCGCUCAAGGCCACGUCCAAGGACGAGUACUCGCGGUGGAUGGUCAUCCUCAGCGACAUGGCCAGACUGUGGAGUGACAAGCGACGCGCCAGCAUCCUCAACAAGCAGUUGAUGGCCAUCGCACUUGAAAAUGAGUCAAAUAAAGAGGAAAGCGUUUACUACUCUGAAAUCGAUCCACUGCCACAAGAAAGUCACAAGUUUGCUCCGCGGCGUAAGAGUGAAAUAAUACAGCACGACAGCGCCAUAACUUCAAUCGAAGAAAAGUUACACAAUGCAAAAUAUAUUCGAAAAACACUUAAGGAAAUCGUUGAAGCGACCGAAGACUUGUCGCAACUCCGGUGGGCCAAGCUCCACGAAGUUCAGCAAAGUGGAUUGCUUGGUGUAUUAGAGGAAGAGCACGUGGCUUUGGAGGAAUUAAAAUUCGCAGCUCUCAUUGAAGAGUUCAGGUUUAUGGACGAGUUGAAAAAUUUAAUUCACUUAGCCACUCGUGCUGUCAGUUGGAACGAUCCUGCUGUACCCGCUUACCACAGACGAGCCAUCGUCAACAGUUUGCACAAGGUGAAAAAGAGCUCAGCGGUUGUGUUGCGAAUGGCUGAACGGCACUGGAGCCAAAAGGUCACAAUGCAGAAUGCAAUUUUCACUCUUCUGGGCCACGAAGCGCGGGUUGCAGCCUGGCAGCAAACCUAUACCGAGUAUUGCUCUCACCUGUCGGAACUUCGAUCAGUUUUCAAUCGCUCGAGGUUUACUAGACCGGAGAUGGAAGAGAAAAUAUUCAGUAAAAAGUAUGACUUGGAGUUAGCACUGGUUCCUCUGCAACAUCUCACAUCCCAAAGGCAAUUGAUACAGACCAUUUUCGAGUUGCUCUCUCCCGGUUCUGCGGAAUUCUCGUCAGCUAGAGGCACCAGAGACUUUUUAAAUGAGAUUUUAGAUAGUUGCUACCAAGAGCUGACAGAGCUCGAUGGCUCAGAGUAUGUUGCGGAGAUGGACAAUGCAUUGCAUUUUGACUUGUCUAAAAUAAAUCCCAUCGCUCCAGGCCCAAAACUUUUACCCCGACAAUCCAUAAAACCCCCUGCAAUUAAUGCUAAUGAUGAUGAAGAUGAGGAGCGCAUUUUGAAAAAAAUGGCGAAGGCAAAAAGUCGACCAAGUAUUAUGUUUGGAGCUCUAACAAAUGCAGUACGGCGCUUCACUUCUGAGGGUAGCGCGCUUAAUGAAAGGCGGCGCGCGUCAAUGCCUGCUUUUGAGUAUCCAACAGCGCAAAGUGAUUCAAGCGAGAGUGAGAAUGAAGCGGAACAUGAUGAAGCAGUGGUGGUUAUUCCUCAGAAGACUCCCAUUGACGAAUAUGAGCCUGGAAAAGUGGUGCCACGGUUUUUCAUUGGCGAGCCGUUCUAUCAAGAUUAUUUACUUGCAAUUGCCGAGGAAAAUGCCGAAAAACUCUUGCAAAGGGGAAUGAAUGAAGACUCAGUUUACGAGGUGGUGCACUCGUUCGAAGAAAAGGGCUGCACUCAGUGGUUUAAUAAUUUCAAAGUGCAAAUAUCUGGAUUAUUAGGCAAAUUAAGUGAUGACGAACGUGAGCUUGCGUCUAUCCUGUAUGAGCUUGUUGCCUCCGAAGCGGCAUAUUUGAAGUCGCUCCGCACUCUUGACCUCCACUUUGUUCGCAACACAGAUUUCUACGAUGACGCUGUACUGUCACCUGAGGACCGCCACUUUUUGUUCUCUGGCACUGCUGAUCACAUAGCAAACAGCCAGCGACUUUUAUAUGCGAUGGAAGGCUGCUGGGAGAAGGACUUGCUUCUUAACGAGCUGUGCUCCAUCAUCCACAAUAAUGCGAUCAGCUCAUCAGCGAGAGCAUUAACUUCGGCCUGCUACAACCAAAGAAUUGUGGCACCCACAUUAAAAAGACUCAUGGAAAAUUUAGAGUUUUCUGAAGCUCUUAUUAGAAUGGAAAACUCGCACGUUUGCGGCAGGCACUCUCUGUUGUCAUAUUUAACCCUGCCUAUCAAACGGUUGGGUCGGGUGAAACUUCUUUUGGACGCCAUGAAAUCCAUUUUGGCAAAAAUGGAUGAUCCCGAAAAAAUGGGCCUGAGGGCUACUUGCGAAAGUGCUCACGCAGCUGUGGAUCGAUUGAUAACGAGAGCCGAGUUGGGUGCAAAAAAGGCGCUCAGCGAUCAGUCUUUGCAAACCCUAGCUUCCCGGCUCUCUUUCAAUCGUAUUCCCAGUUUGGCUCUCAACGCCGAGGGUAGACUGCUGGUGCACCACGGUGACUGGCGUAUUUUAGGACGCAGAGAAAAUGGCAGGGGAGCAUUUAAGCCAAAAGUGCCCCAGAAAGAGUUGCUUGCUUUUUUACUCACGGACAUUCUAUUGCUGGUCGACCCUUUGGCGAGCUCUUCAACUGGCCGACUUGAGGUCUUUGAAUACUCGGCUAGGUCUGAUAUCCAGUUGAGGACAAUUGGUCCAGGCUGUCAAGAACCCAUGCCGGGCUAUCUUUCCAACGACCCUGCAGCUAAAAAUUCACUCUAUUUAAGUUUUCGAGAUCAGUCUGGAAAGCUUGUAGAAAUGGUAAUUGGAUGUGACAAUCCAGCCGAUAAAGCCAGGUGGCUGGGAGCAACGCGAGAUGAAAGUAAUAGCUCACGACCGUCACCCCCGCCGAGGCGCAGAAGACCUGCAAUUUUAAAAGCAGUAAAAGCAUACUCACCCUCUUUGCCAGACGAAUUGAUGCUCACUCCAGGCGAUAUCAUUGCUCUGUCGAGAAACCCCGGAAAUGGCUGGGUUCAGGGAAAAUGCGUCUUAGAUGGAUUCAGCGGUUGGUUCCCAAAAGAGCUGACGGUUCAAUUGUGCGCUGGUCGAAAAAGUGUAACAUUCCUUGUGGAUGAAGAUGAUCAGCCUCCUCAUUAUGCAACCAUUGCUUUUACUAAUCGAUCCUCUGUCGCAUAGAGAGCUCUCUCAUUUGUAAUCUUCCAUAAUGAUUUUAUAAAAUCCUGUUUGAAAUAAUUAUUGUUUCAAUAAAAAGAGCUUAUUUAUAUUUAAUUACAGAAAAAGUCAAAUUUUCGCGCAUUAUAACCGUUGGCAUUGCAUUUUAUUGUCAUAGUUUCAUUUGUUUCAUUACAAGACUUGGUCCGAAUGCCUGGAAAGUUGAAACGCAACCUGCAGCACUUUUCUGUGUUUCAGGUUGCAUAUAAGAGGCGAACACCGCGACGACAAUAUUACACACAUAACAUUAAAUUUAAUACAGUUCACAUUUUGCUGUUCGCUUUUUGAGCGUCACCUGCAUCAAAAUAUAAAACGAGUGUGCCAAUUUUGAUUUUACAAUUCUGUUCAAUUAACAGACACAUCGUAAAAAUCAGAAGUUAUUAAAAAAAAGAGACAAUUCAUUCCAAGAGCCUAACUACAAUAUUGAAAAAAAUCUUAAUGAAGUAAAAAAAAUAUAAUUCCAUAUUUAACUACACUCAUUUAAAAUACACACAUUAUAUAGGGUUAUGUGGGUUAUUUAUUUCAUAUUUCCAAUUAACAUGUAUCAUGAAAAUGGUAUUAUUCUGGUAUUAUUCAUAUUUU